Messenger RNA from Aspergillus aculeatinus CBS 121060, 1207 nucleotides. RefSeq names its product aldo/keto reductase. Lineage: Eukaryota; Fungi; Ascomycota; Eurotiomycetes; Eurotiales; Aspergillaceae. The coding region runs from base 104 to 1150 and encodes 348 amino acids. The record is from RefSeq and is a predicted model, not a curated record. The transcript is spliced from 4 exons.
UUAAACCCCAGCAUCAUAUCGUUGUAUCGCUGCAGUGGUCUAUUCUCGACUCGAUCAAGUUCACUCCUGCUCCCUAUAUCAUUACCUAGGAUUCACUAUCACCAUGGAUCAGCCACAAAUGAAAUAUGUUCGUCUAGGGGACUCAGGACUCAAGAUCUCUCAAAUCAUCCUUGGAACAAUGUCUUAUGGUAGUAGCGAUUGGCAAGAUUGGGUCCUUAAUGAGGAAGACGCAUUCCCACUUCUUGAGCACGCCUUCAACAAAGGCAUCAACACUUGGGACACGGCGGAUAUCUAUUCUCAUGGUCGGUCCGAAGAGAUUAUUGGCAAAUUCUUGAAGCAGAAAAAUAUCCCGCGUGAUCGUGUGGUCAUCAUGACGAAAUGCUUUUUCGGCGUUGAUGACCAAGGCCGCCAGCCGCCUAAUCGAGCCACAAUCUAUAAUGAUGGUAAGGAGUGGGUUAACCGCGUUGGGUUGUCUAGAAAGCAUAUUUUGGAUGCGGUUGAUGCAAGUGUGAAAAGACUCGGAACCUACAUCGAUGUACUGCAAAUUCAUCGCCUGGACCGCGAAACUCCCCGCGAAGAAAUUAUGAGAGCUUUGAAUGAUGUGGUGAAUAGCGGAAAAGUUCGUUACAUCGGUGCCAGCUCGAUGGCUGCAUGGGAGUUCCAGACUCUGCAGAACAUAGCUGCACGGAACGGAUGGCAUCGGUUUAUCUCCAUGCAAUGCCUCCACAAUCUGCUUGCGCGAGAGGAAGAGCGUGAGAUGAUGCCUUACUGCCUAGAUACAGGAGUGGGCCUCAUUCCCUGGUCACCUAUAGCACGUGGCGUGCUCGCUAGGCCAUACACGUCUCGAGGAAGCCUCCGUGAAUCUACUGACAGCAGCUUGAAAAGCAUAAUUCGUGAUCGAGAAUCUCCGGUUGACAAGGCAAUUAUCAACCGGGUGGAGGAGAUUGCCAAAAGAAAGAACAUCACUAUGGCUCAAGUUGCAGUUGCUUGGUGUUUGAGUCAUCCUAAUGAGAAUCCUAUCCUCGGACUCAACAGCAUUGCUCGUAUAGACGAAGCAGUCGCAGCCACUAGCAUUAAGCUGUCCGAUGAGGAGAUUCAAAGUUUGGAAGAGCUUUAUGUACCUAGAGCGAUUCACCCUUCAGAGCGAUGAGUAAGCUUGCAGUGUCUCGACAUUUCCAGCUACAAGCGAUAGAAAUUUCAAAUGCAU